GUUUUUCUUCUCCAGUCGAGUAAGAUCAGAAAUCUUACAAAAUUACAGUCAGCUACAUAGUAUUUGUUUAACAAUUUUGAUUUCAAAUUAUUGCAAGUAAACGAUGCAGCCCCGAAAUAAAUUAAGCAAGUGUUUGAUCUAUAUAACGCCCUGUGUGCAGCAAUUGUGUUUCUAUGGCACUAGGCGACAUUUACUGGCCAUGCAGUCCUUGUCCGCCCAAAGGAAUCGGAAGUCUGAUGUCUCCGAAAAGAAGGCAGUAGAGACAACAGUCGAAUGGGGGCGUGGCCCCCAAGCGGGCGACCGCCUUCCAACAGCCGUUAGUCUGCUCCGUCGAAAUUCGACAGAUUCCGCGAGGAACGAGGUGAAAACCGCAUUCAUUCGAUACGAAAAGUCUAUGAACGAAUUGGCCAAAAGUGCCCGAAAGCUAUAUAAAAAUGCCCGGCUAAGGAGCUUGCCUUUGAGGAAGCCCAUGAUGCGAGGAAAAAUCGGUGACUCUGAUGCAAGACCCCUAAGAACACCGGUGCCCAGUGCUUGGGCCAUAACCGAGCGGGAAAAUAAAUAGCUGGCAUAAGCAGAAGAGAUGGUUUUAAGGCAAGGAAAUGCGUGUAAAUGCGUGUAAUUUUACUUAAGUCUGUAGAUAUAUAUCCAAAUAUAUUUUUCCUU
Molecule: messenger RNA, 663 nt
Organism: Drosophila melanogaster (fruit fly)
Lineage: Eukaryota; Metazoa; Arthropoda; Insecta; Diptera; Drosophilidae
Exons: 3
Coding region: 104-562 (152 amino acids)
Source: RefSeq, marked reviewed